AUGAAGAAAACUCCGAUUGUGACUCACAAUCAGACUUUGUCCAUCAGUUUCUGGCUUGGGAGCAUUACCGCAUUGAUGAUAAUACGAAGUACCGCAAACUUUUUCUACAAUAUUGACAAGCUUCACGAAGUUUCUUGCAAUUUGGGGUACAUACUUCCGUAUAUAGCUACUAGUUUAAAAGGCUUGGUAGUCUACAGAAAUCAGAAGGCCUUUUUUGAGCUUAUCAAUAAGGUCCAUGGUCCCAUCAAAAAGCUUAAGUACUCAUCUGGCAAGUACGAUGAUCUGACACCAUUCCCCAUGUUUAAAAUAAUCUACGCGAUCAAAUACUACGUUCUGGUUAUGAAUAUUAUGUGUGUUCUGGUCCAUGACCCAGUAGUCAUAGGAGUGAUCAGGUGGAUAAAGACCCAGCUAGUGGUGCUCCAGUCAAACUUCCGUGACUGUAACAAUUUUAACACACCUCGCGCCACUUUUUCGAUGUCCAGUGAAAAUUACAACAUCGCCUUGGACUACAAGUACUUUAAAACACCCGAAGAGCUACGAGAAAUCCAAACCUUCAUUCCUUUCGCUGAAGAGGUACGCGUCGACCAAGAUUCCUUCAUCAAGAGGUUCAAGCUGUGCAUGUUCCACUAUCGAUUAUCAAAAGGUAACGUGAUGUCUCAUAGCAUCAAGCAAAGAAAAGCAAAAGAGAAACAUGGGAAAGCCUGA
Molecule: messenger RNA, 705 nt
Organism: Cotesia congregata
Lineage: Eukaryota; Metazoa; Arthropoda; Insecta; Hymenoptera; Braconidae
Source: the annotation of a GenBank genome assembly